CUUUGAAUAGUACAUAUUCAAAUAAUGUGAGCGUUUUGUGGUAUUGAUUAACUGCACUAAUUGAGACCUAUCUGUACUCACACUUUCUAGACUUUCUGCUAGCAUUUAAAAAGUAGCACAUAUCUUAAUCGCUCAGCUCUAGCAUGUGAAUUGCUUCCAGAAAACAAACCUUGCUUAAAUACUUUUCAUUUUCCCAGGAAAGCUGAGUUGGCCUUUAAUCCUCCAGUGAGAACAACUAUCCUCUCCACCACCACUAUCUUCAGUAUUUUCAUCCCCUCAGAGCCAAUAGCAGGAUAAUAAUUUACUUCCCAGCAGAAGCCACUCCUCAUACUCUUCUGACCUUCAGACUAAUUUAUAAAAACAAAAGCACCAGUUAGGGAGGAGGGAAGGAGGACGCAAGACAGUAACAGAAGAUGGAAUUAUUUUGCUUUUAGAGGGACACAGAGAAGCCAGCCUUCUAACAGUACCUCCAUAAGCGGGAGAGCUGAUCUUAACAUUUGCAGAAGGACAUAAGUUAAAGGAGCUUCAGACUACAACUCUCUUCCUAGCUGACAGGCUAGUGCCCAAAAGACAAGAAAUUGGUCAAAGAAUUUCUUCAGGCUGUAUGCUGACCCCCCCAGAUUGACUUGAUGCACUCACCUGGGGCACAGGCCCUCUUCACAACUCUGGGAAAGACAAAAGAUCUCAUAAAACAAGGCCGAGAGAGGUUGGAACAGACCAUCAAGGCCUCCAGCUCCAGGCUGUGCUCCUAUGCUGAAAGAGUAGCUGUUUUAAUGGACCAUUCCAGAAGUCCAGAGCAUAAUAGCCAGCCUUCAUCUCCAAGUGACAAUAUCAACCUUGGACCUUCUGCUAAUCCCAAUGCCAAGCCAACUGAUUUUGACUUCCUAAAAAUAAUUGGCAAAGGUAGCUUUGGAAAAGUCCUUUUGUCCAAACACAAGUCUGAUGGAAGGUUCUAUGCUAUAAAAGUUUUGCAGAAGAAGUCCAUCCUUAAGAAAAAAGAGCAAAACCACAUAAUGGCAGAACGUAACGUGCUCCUGAAGAAUGUGAAACAUCCUUUCCUUGUGGGGCUCCACUAUUCUUUCCAGACCAAGGAGAAACUCUACUUUGUACUGGAUUAUGUAAAUGGAGGAGAGUUAUUUUUCCACUUGCAAAGAGAGCGCUGUUUCCGUGAACCACGAGCUCGUUUCUAUGCAGCAGAAAUGGCCAGUGCAGUGGGCUACCUCCACUCACUGAAUAUCAUAUACAGGGACUUGAAACCUGAAAAUAUUCUUUUGGAUUGUCAGGGUCACAUUGUUCUGACAGAUUUUGGACUUUGCAAAGAAGGAAUGGAGCCAGAAGAAACAACAUCUACCUUUUGUGGAACACCAGAGUACUUGGCUCCAGAAGUACUUAAAAAGCAGCCUUAUGACCGAACUGUAGACUGGUGGUGCCUUGGAGCCGUCCUUUAUGAAAUGCUAUUUGGCUUGCCUCCAUUUUACAGUCGGGAUAUGUCUCAGAUGUACGAUAAUAUCCUGCACAAACCACUUCAGAUUCAAGGAACCAAAACCAUAGCAGCUUGUGAUAUCCUACAAGGACUUCUUCAUAAAGAUCAGAAGAAGAGGCUUGGAGCCAAGACCGAUUUUUUUGAAAUAAAGAACCAUAUGUUCUUCGCUCCAAUAAACUGGGAUGAUUUGUAUAAUAAGAAGAUCACUCCUCCAUUUGAUCCUAAGGUGGCUGGACCAGCUGAUCUACGACAUUUUGACCCAGAAUUCACUCAGGAAACUGUUUCCAGUUCCAUUGUCCAAACUCCUGAUUUAGCUACCAGCAGUUCCAGUGCAACAGAUGCUUUCCUAGGUUUUUCUUAUGCACCAAAUGAUGAAGAUUAAAGCAUCCCAUGUAAACAAGGCUUGAGAAAUCCAGUUUUAGCUCUUUAUUUAAAUCAGAGGAAGACAUUACACACUGACUAAUCUUCUAACUGGAAAAGAACCAAACUUUGCAACUUUGAGAUACAGAGACUUACAAUGUGAAUGUUCCUCUUGAGCAUUGCCAAUCACUGUAGUUAAACUAAUUUUAUUUCUAGAGGCAUGAACAAAUUUAUUGAUACAACCUUUUACCAAAAUGGAUGAUGUCCUAAGGGAACACAGGUAAUUUCUAGAUGCUUAAGAGAGAUUUAGGGAAUUCUAGAUAACUCGUUAUUUUGUAUUCAGUUGUUUUAAGUUUGUGGCACUACCAGUUCAGACUAGUUGAAUCCAUUCUCUUGCAACAUUAUCAUAGACUUUAUGGCUCAUAAAUCUUUUGAUUGCACUUUGCUUGUCAUUGUGUAUGUCCUUGAGAUUUCCACAGGAAAUGUUUGGGGCUAGUUAGAAAAGCUGUAACUACCUCUCCUUGCCCCCAAUCUUUGUAGCUAGUCCUUCUAUGACAUUUGCAUGGCAUUGUAUUCAUUCUUCUCAAAUUAGUUGUCACUCCAUGUUUCAUGCCAGAUUUCAGGUAUUUCUCUUUAGUACUGAAUGCACUGCAAUAAAUGUAAUUGGUGGGAAUAACAAGCAAUGAUACAGUAUACUAGAUUCAAGGUCUUGUUGCUUUAGCUUGGAAAUAUUUCCAAUGAUCUCUGCUUAUAUUUUUAACAACCAUGCUUAUUUGUUCCUGUUUAUCUGAAAGAUAAAGUCUAGUAAUAACUACCUCUUAACAGCACAGAUCCAAAAGAAGCAAAUGGAUUUUGUUUUUAAGAACCCAUAAAAACAAACAAACUGCCUAAAUAAAUCUGUUAAGCCCAAAAUUGUAUUAAUGAGUAGGUAAAAGUAAAAUCUCAAUGUAGAAUUUUAUGGACACACCAUAUCAUUUUCUUGGCAACAAUACACAGAUGUUUUGUCCCCUUUUCCCAAGACAUUUUGUUGUUGUCUUUUUACUUCCCAGUGUAGCCUACAAUCCUGGGAUUUCCAGGUGUCUCCUAUCUAAGUACUAAGCCUGACUAUGCUUAGCUUUCAAGCACAGGCAAAGUUGACCAAGUGAUUUUUAUGAAAAAGGAACAUUACGAUUUCCAUCCAGUACUAUUAUGCCAAUAUAGUAUGUAGCCUUAUUUUUUUAAAUUUAGAACAAAUGGUCUAUGUCAAGUUGUUUUCAGCCACUCUGUGCCACAUUAAAUAAUUUCAAAUUAUGCAUUCCUCUUAAAUCUUUUAGACUGUGAAUAGUUCUUCCCACAAAACAUAACUACUUGAAUAGGCAAGAUCUUGAACAGAGUAAUAAGCUGAUUCUAAAAGCAAUUUCUUACUACCCACUGAAGGCAAAACACACAGUUCUGAUAAACUACAUAAGUAGAACCAGAGUUGGCUAGAAUGGACAUUAGGCAUAAGAACAAAAAUAUAAAAGCUGGGAUUUUCAAGAAAAGGUCUGAUGCUAGAUCUAGGGAAUGGCAAACUCAGUUACAAGGAAUAUGAACUACAAAGACUUUGGUAGCUUUGUACUUAACAUUUUUUUUAACAACCUGUGCCUAGAUUUAGCAUAGAUUAGAGUUUCAAAAACUUCAGUUUUCAAGUGUUUGGAGAAUGGCUAAUUGUCCCAAGAACAAAAGAAAUCAUGUAGUGCUUUAAAGACAGACAAAUAUAUUACAGUAUAAACUUUUUAAGGCUACAGUCCACUCCAUCAGGUACAUGGAGAGUGACUCUUCAGAAAGAGUACUAGUAUUAAAGCCAGGGCGAUUUUUUUAGACUGUACUGUAGUAUGUUAAAAAACUCACAAUGACUGGAUUCAGACGUUGUGCUAAGCCAUAAACGAAAGUUUACAAACCACCAUGGUUAGAUUCAUACAUCAUGUUAUGCCAAAUACAGCAAUUCACAUUUUGGUUUAGUUAAAAGAAUGAACCCAGCCUACAUUUAUACAUGUGUUUGUGUUUGUGUGUGUGUGUGUGUGUGUGAAUGAAUGAAUAUGUGAGUGUGGAAGGAAAUAAUAAAAUGGGAGAUAAGUUUUAAAAAAUGAAAUGCAGGUGAAGAUAAUGCCAAUUCACAAACCAUCUGCUGAGUACGUCACAGUCAUUCUUGCAUUAGUGCACUUGAUUAAGAUGUAGAAUAAUAAACUUUGGUCUUUACUUACCCCUUGAAAAAUGCUGUUCAACUAUGUAUGGAGAAAUGCCCCCCUUUUUCUUUGCCUUUGUAAUUAAGACUAUGAUAGAAGCACUGGAUUGGUUUACGUGACAGUCUCUCCUGAGUUCUGUGUUUCAUUGCUAUAUUAUGAUAACAUAGAAUGUCUUUCCACUCCCAUUUUAUUCUGAUAAAAUGUUGAAGACGUAAUAA
This is a messenger RNA of Python bivittatus (Burmese python), 4265 nucleotides long. The record is from RefSeq and is a predicted model, not a curated record. NCBI's taxonomy places the organism in Eukaryota, Metazoa, Chordata, Lepidosauria, Squamata, Pythonidae.